UCAAAGCCGAAAAUGGUGGUUGUUGCGGAAGUAAGAGUGAGCUUAUUCAGCUUUUUGCUGUGCUCCUCUGUUAUGUUACUACCGUUGUUACCAAAACUUAAUGCAAAAGUAUCAUUUUUCAUUCAUGAAUAUUGGUUAUAUUUAUUAUUGUGUUAUGGGAUUCUUUCACUUGCAAUUUUGCGAUUAGUUUACAGAGCACCUAUUUCUAGUCAGGUUGCACUACGUGCAGGAAGCAUUGGUUUUGGAUUUGGCCUGGGCUUUCUCCUCAGUUUGUACAGUGCACCGUGGCGGGUGUUUGGCUGGUACAUGAUGGUCCUGUGCUUUUUUCACUUCUCCGAGUAUUUCGUCACGGCGUGGAUCAAUCCGAGAAGUCUAAGCCUCGACUCGUUUCUCCUGAAUCACAGUGUUGAGUAUGGAAUUGCCGUAGUGGCGGGAAUAACGGAAUAUGUCAUCGAGCUUUUUAUCAUACCAGGUAUAAAACAAGUGAGCAUUUUCAGUGUGGUCGGUCUUUUGAUAAUCAUCGCUGGGGAAGGCCUUCGCAAACUGGCGAUGUUCACUGCCAGGAGCAACUUCAACCACAUUAUUCAGACGUACAAGGAGAGAGACCACGUGCUCGUUACCCACGGCAUCUACAAGUACAUGCGACAUCCAUCGUACGUCGGCUGGUUCAUCUGGACGUUAGGAACGCAGCUGAUGCUAUGCAACCCUAUCUGUCUUGUUGCCUACACGCUAGCCUCAUGGCGAUUCUUCAAGGAGCGCGUGAUCGAGGAGGAGAUCACACUACUCAACUUUUUCGGGGAGGACUACAUUGACUAUCAGAAAGCCGUGCCAACAGGGCUGCCGUUCAUCAAAGGUUACCGGUGGGAGCUGUAGCAGAGAGACAUGACCGAGGGUUACUGCUGGUAGCUGUAGCAGAGAGACAUGACCGAGGGUUAUAGGUGGGAGCUGUAGCAGAGAGACAUGACCGAGGGUUAUAGGUGGGAGCUGUAGCAGAGAGACAUGACCGAGGGUUAUAGGUGGGAGCUGUAGCAGAGAGACAUGACCGAGGGUUAUAGGUGGGAGCUGUAGGGGAAAGACGCUACGCUUGGCAGUGGUUAGACGUGACGAGGUUUCAUGGAGAUUCGGAGCUGGCCAGCUACUGACUCGUGUAGGGGGGUGUGGGAAAGCAGCUCUAGACAUGUCGCAUUUGUGCGUGCGUGGACCCUUGUAAAUGUUCGUGCAAUUGUUUUGUGAUCGAUUGAUACGAGAGGGUCAACCAGUUUUCUACCGGGUGCGUCGAGGUAGAAACACAUUUGUGUGAUCAUUAAAGAUCGCGCAUGAUAGAGUUUCUGUUCUCCCCGCGUGUUGAAGUGUGGUUAUCGCGGAAGGUACAGCGUACUGGAGUAAGUAGAGACACAUGUACAUUACCAAAAUACUCUCACCUGCCUGAAUGUGCAAUCUGUUCAAUAAUGUUGCAAAUCCAACGAAACUGAUGCUCGCUGUGUGUAGGGCACGUGCUCUGUGAACCAGCAUUUCUCAAAGGUGUUGUAUGUUGUAAAUUUGUGCUGUUCAUAGUUUUUAUCGUAUAUUUUUGUAUGCUUGUCCUCCUUUGCGUUUAACCACAGUGUAAACCGUUGUUUAAAUGACAUUGUUACUGAUACCUGGACCAGUGGUUCAUGUUCAAUGAAAGAAAGGAAUAUGCAAGUGCGGUUGUUACGGUUUGUGUUGGAAUACGAAGGAUUGCCAAUAGCUGUGAUGUUUAGCUAAUAAUUUUCGUGAGUGAUAUCUGUGACUAGAGGCCAAGCAAUUUUAAAACUAUUUAUACUGAAAAAAGAACAAUGUUCAACAGCCGUCAUGAAUUUACACAUUCUAAUUUCUCAUAUAAUAAAUGGAUUGAUUUUUCAGCUUGAAUUAGUCACUUCUUGGCUUUGUUAAACCUCAAUAAAACACUUUAUUUAUUAAGCAGAAA
Messenger RNA from Priapulus caudatus, 1948 nucleotides. RefSeq names its product protein-S-isoprenylcysteine O-methyltransferase-like. NCBI's taxonomy places the organism in Eukaryota, Metazoa, Priapulida, Priapulimorpha, Priapulimorphida, Priapulidae. The record is from RefSeq and is a predicted model, not a curated record. The transcript has 4 exons. Gene Ontology annotation, biological process: C-terminal protein methylation. Gene Ontology annotation, molecular function: protein C-terminal S-isoprenylcysteine carboxyl O-methyltransferase activity. Bases 13 to 873 code for a protein of 286 amino acids. Gene Ontology annotation, cellular component: endoplasmic reticulum; membrane.